Messenger RNA from Cryptotermes secundus, 1957 nucleotides. RefSeq names its product acyl-CoA Delta(11) desaturase. The record is from RefSeq and is a predicted model, not a curated record. The transcript is spliced from 6 exons. Gene Ontology annotation, molecular function: iron ion binding; stearoyl-CoA 9-desaturase activity. The coding region runs from base 38 to 1171 and encodes 377 amino acids. Gene Ontology annotation, cellular component: endoplasmic reticulum membrane. Gene Ontology annotation, biological process: unsaturated fatty acid biosynthetic process. Lineage: Eukaryota; Metazoa; Arthropoda; Insecta; Blattodea; Kalotermitidae.
AAAUUCCUUCCGGAGGCAGAAUUAAUGAGGCUGUUGCAUGAGAUCAGUGGACAGGAGCAGCAGCCGGAAGCAGCCACGAUCGCGUGAGUGUCCAGCAAGUACUCAGGUCAAGGGAAGCAUAUUUGGUCUCCGGGGAGAUAUGGCGGCGACACCGCGUGACCCCAGUGGCAUGCAGCAGCCCAUCAUCUGGGGCAAUGUGAUUGGGAUCCUUGUGUUCCAUCUGCUUGCCCUCUACGCGCUGGUCACCUUGCCCCUGACAGAGAUCCGAUGGCAGACGUACCUCUGGGGUUACUUUCUGUAUCUGGCUGGAGGGUUCGGGGUGGCAGGUGGUGUUCACCGCCUCUGGUCCCAUCGUACAUACAAAGCAAAGUGGCCCCUAAGAGUGAUCCUUCUCAUCUGCUUCUCCAUAUCAGGACAGAAUUCAGUGUUUGAUUGGGUGAGAGAUCACAGGAUCCACCACAAGUUCAGCGAGACAGAUGCCGACCCACACAAUGCGAACCGUGGGUUCUUUUUCUCUCACGUUGGCUGGCUCAUGCAGAAGAAACACCCCGAGGUCCUGAGGCGGGGCCGACAAGUUGAUAUGAGUGAUGUACUGGCUGACCCAUUGGUCAGAUUUCACAAAAAGUAUUUUUCACUGUUGAAGUUAUUGUUGUGCUUCUUUAUCCCUGUGGUUGUUCCACCGCUUCUCUGGGGUGAAGGCUGGUACAACUCUGCCAUGGGUAUUGGAAUUGUACGUUACGUUCUUCUUUUGAAUGCUGCCUGGUCAGUAAAUAGCCUGGCGCACAUUUGGGGCGGAAAGCCCUACGACAGAGAAAUUAGUCCUACAGAGAACAUACUUGUAACUUGGCUGACAGCUGGAGAAGGCUGGCACAAUUAUCAUCAUGCCAUUCCAUGGGACUACAAAGCUGCAGAACUCGGUCCCACCACAAUAAAUUGGACAACUUAUCUUAUAGAAAUGUUCUCGAGAAUUGGGUGGGCUUAUGACCUGAAGACUCCAUCGUCAGAACUCAUCCGUAAGUUGGUACAGCGUAGAGGAGAUGGUUCCCAUUACAAGUGGGGUGCAGGAAAAGAGGGUACUGAAAGCAUUGUGGGGCAAAGUGUGGGUGAUAAGUUCCAGCAGUGGGGAGCAGCCAGAGAACUUCCAGAAGAAAUGCCAACAGAAUGCGAAUGAUGCAAUGUAACAAUUUGUUUUGGUUUUGUUGUAAAGUGUUUCUCUUUAAUCUUGAAAGCAUGUUUUGAUUACAUAGUAUAAAACAAAUGUAUUAGUGCAUGUAAAAUAAUCUUCAGAAUUACUGGGUUUCUUAACUUUGUCCAUCAUCCAGUAUUCGAAAAGGAAGAGAACACAACGUUUCAGAAACUGGAAACUUUCACAUUAAAAAUGAAUGUAUAAAAUAUACAGAGGUUUCACAUAAGGUCUACAUUAAUGUAUUUUUCACUUACAUUAUUUAUAUAAAUUUUAAUUAGAUUGUGAGUCACUUUGUAGUCUUCACCAUAAUAGAAUGAGCAUGCUUUCAAGUAUCUUUUUAGUUCUACUUUAAAUUGUGCCCUUUCAUUUAUAAAACUUUUUAGACUCAACAGCAGACCGUGAAAAAUUCUGAUGCCAACAUGGUAUGAGAAUAUGAGGGGUUUGCCGUUUUGUCUAUGAAGAUGGUGCUUGUUCCUUGUGUUAAUACUAUGUAUAGUUGAGUAAGUCCGAACAUAUUCUCGGUUAUGUAUGAUGGAGUUGAUUACUGAAAAUGUAUAUUCACAUGGAAGAGGUCAGUUCUGGAAACAGACCUCUGCAUGAAUUUCUAGGUUUGAUACCGACCAUGAUCUAACAGUUUUCUAUUGUAAUAUAAAUAUCUCUCUGCUGUUAGAUGAAUUAUACCAGAAAAUCGUUCCAUGUUUUCAUUAUAGAGUGAAAGGAGACCAAAUAAACUGAUUUGAGAGUAUCAGUAUUGCUGAUAUGUAAUACAGA